AUGGACGCCCUACGCCACCUACAAUGCUUGGAGAAGGAUAGCACGCUCAGGCUGUACACCGUGUUCAUCUACCACUACAAGAAGUGGGCGGCGAAGAUGCUGAAGCAGAUACGUGACAAGCUACCCCAUGAGCAACGACUUAGGCACGUCGACGAGAUCGGCCACUACAUCCGCGACAACAAGAAAAAGGAUUGGUGCAACGAGAAAGUGGUCCGCCGACAGUACAUCUGGCUGCACGGACCUAGGGUCACCGAAACCCGGCUGCGCACCUACAUGAAGCAAAUGAGCCGUGAGUGUAACCUCAUAGUUGACCAGCCCGAGGAGGAGAACAAUGCCACACGAACCGGGCCUGUGAGGUCGACAACUGUGCACACGAUCCUCGGGCGCAUAAAGGCAUGCCAGAAGGCGGCGAGGGUGGAGGCGACGCUGUACCGAGAGAAGGAGCUGGGCAUCAUGAGGGAGAUCUCAGUGGUCAGAUCGGAGGUGCGGUUCAAUGUCCGCCCCAAGAACGAGAGGGACAUCAAUAGCGAACAGAGGGGCGUCAACCACCCUCGCGCCUCCCCCUCCCCCCCCCUCCACACCGUCGUCCACAGUGGAAGAAAACGGCAGCGGGCUCGGGUGGGGUUGGUGAGCUGUCGGAUCAUGAUGAGGGUGCUGCCGACAUGGGCAGCGGCGGUGUGGAACCCGUGGGCAACCACUCCGUCGCAGACGCUGUGGCGAUUCCUGCUCGUCAAGCUGCUCACGCUACUCUCCCACCACUCUCUCCUGCGCGGCGCCAGCAUCCGCGAGAUCACGCUCCCGGACGUCUUCUUGUACCUCCUGGCGAGCACCUCGGAGGUGAACCCGGAUAGCCAGCCGGUCGUCAUGGUGAUCGCCGCGCGUAACUCGAAGACUUCCAAGGAUGCCCGUCUUCAGCAGAGCUACGCGGCGCGACACCUGGAAGUGGAGCUGUGCGCCGUCGGCGAGACCGGCCUGUGGCUGCACUUCAUCCUCAACUAG
This is a messenger RNA of Closterium sp. NIES-65, 999 nucleotides long. Lineage: Eukaryota; Viridiplantae; Streptophyta; Zygnematophyceae; Desmidiales; Closteriaceae. The record is from the annotation of a GenBank genome assembly.